UACCCUCCUUUUAAUUUUCCUUCGAGUUAAAGUUUACACCUCUGCUCAACUCCAAUCUUAUCUCUCUCUAAAUCAAUCAAUGGAGUCAUUGGCAGCUUCAUUCUCAGCUUCCACCACCACCAUCCUCAAUUCCUCUUCCAAACUCCACCACCACCCACCUCGACGUUUCCGCUUCCUCUCCCUCUCCCUCCCCAUCUUCCACAAAUUCAAAACAUGCCCCAAAUUUUCCUCAAAAUUCCCAAAUCAUCUCAAUCUUCUAAUUGUCCGAAGCUCCAGUUCCAGUUCCAUCACCGCUAAGCCGUCCCCGGAAUUUCAGAAAAAGGGUGGUAGCGACCGUAAAGAGGAGGAUAACAAGCUUCGUGCUCUUCGUGAGCUCUUUACUAAGCCUGGUGUUAACGUUGAUGCUUAUAUUAUUCCUUCCCAAGAUGCCCAUCAGAGUGAGUUCAUUGCAGAAUGUUAUAUGCGAAGAGCCUAUAUAUCAGGAUUUACUGGAAGUGCAGGCACUGCGGUUGUAACCAAAGAUAAAGCAGCCUUGUGGACAGAUGGACGAUACUUCUUACAGGCUGAGAAGCAGUUGAACUCGAGUUGGGUUCUCAUGAGAGCUGGUAACUUGGGGGUGCCUACUCCUAGUGAGUGGCUUAAUACUGUCCUAGCACCUGGUUGCAGGAUUGGAAUAGAUCCCUUUCUUUUUUCAUCUGAUGCUGCAAAGGAAUUCAAAGAGGACAUUUCUAAAGGAAACCAUGAGUUGGUCUUACUGUAUGAUUUCAACCUUGUAGAUGAAAUAUGGAAGGAGUCAAGGCCAACACCUCCAAAGGAACCAAUUAGGUUGCAUGACCUGAAAUAUGCUGGUGUAGAUGUGUCGUCAAAGCUUUCGUCAUUGAGAUCUGAGUUAAGACAUGCUGGUGCAUCGGCAAUUGUUAUCUCCAUGCUUGACGAAAUUGCGUGGCUAUUGAACUUGAGAGGUAAUGAUGUCUCACAUUCACCAGUCAUGUAUGCAUACUUAGUUGUGGAGAUAGAUGGAGCAAAAUUGUUCGUUGAUGAUACUAAAGUAACACCUGAAGUUAUGGAGCACUUGAGAAAUGCUGGCAUAGAAUUGAGAGCAUAUGAAUCCAUUCUCUCUGAAAUUGAAAGUUUGGCAGCAAAAGGGGCAAACCUUUGGUUGGACACUUCAUCAGUCAAUGCUGCUAUUCUAAAUGCAUAUGAAUCAGCUUGUUACAAAUAUCCUUGGAAAUCUGCAACUAAAAGCAGGAGGAAGAAGACUGUCAACCUUGAUUCCGAUGGUCAAUCUGGAGGACCAUGUGCAGUCUAUAGGAGUUCUCCUGUAUCUCUGCGUAAAGCUGUAAAAAAUGAUGCCGAGUUAGAAGGGAUGCGUAACUGCCAUCUAAGGGAUGCGGCUGCCUUAGCUCAAUUUUGGGCUUGGUUGGAGGAUGAAAUCCAAAGGGAUGUCAUUUUGACAGAGGUAGAAGUUGCAGACAAACUUCUUGAGUUUCGAUCACACCAAGNCCACCAAGAUGGCUUUCUUGAUACAAGCUUCGACACCAUAAGUGGUUCGGGUGCCAAUGGUGCUAUAAUUCAUUACAAGCCAGAGCCAGAUAGUUGUAGCAUUGUGGAUGAGAAGGAACUCUUCCUCUUAGACAGUGGAGGCCAAUAUAUUGAUGGAACGACUGAUAUUACUAGGACAGUGCAUUUCGGUGAACCAUCUGCAAGAGAAAGAGAAUGUUUCACCCGAGUACUACAGGGUCACAUAGCACUUGACCAAGCAGUUUUCCCUGAGAAUACCCCUGGUUUCGUGUUGGAUGCAUUUGCACGGUCUUCCCUAUGGAAGGUUGGCCUUGAUUACCGGCAUGGAACUGGGCAUGGUGUAGGAGCUGCACUAAAUGUUCAUGAAGGCCCACAUAGCAUUAGUUUCCGCUUUGGAAAUAUGACUCCCUUAUUGAGAGGAAUGAUUGUCAGCAAUGAACCCGGUUACUAUGAAGACCAUCAAUUUGGCAUUCGAAUUGAGAAUCUUCUUUACGUCAAAGAAGUAGAUACACCGAAUCGUUUUGGAGGAAUAGGAUAUCUGGGAUUUGAAAAGCUUACUUUUGUUCCCAUACAGACUAAGUUAGUGGACAUAUCUUUGCUCUCUGUUGCGGACGUAGAGUGGCUCAAUAGUUACCAUUUACAAGUUUGGGAGAAGGUUUCACCACUGCUGGAUGGUUCUGCACGUCAAUGGCUUUGGAACAACACACGGCCUCUUACGAAGCUGUAAUUCAUGUGUAGAUACUGUCAAUACUACGCAGUUCCAUCCUUGACCAUUUGUUGUACAUAGGAGAUAAAUAAUUUGAUAAUUAAGAGUUACAGCUACUCAUAUACUCUAUAGACAGGUAAAUGAACUUUGUAGUACAAUAUAAGGCCCCAGGGCUUUGAUCUUAGUGGUAAAAGCGCAUGACGUGAUGUGUGGGUUAAGCGUACAUCACGGAUUCGAACAGACAAAAGUUCGGUAUUUAAGUGGAGAAGGGUAGAGGUUCUGGCCCAUUAUCCACCGAGUUUCUAACCAUGCGCCACUUGCAUUGUGAACUGAUUAGCAUUAUUAAGGAUGGUGAAGGACCUCUGUAAAUGUACAAUAUGAUUAUUCGACUUAAAGGUUUAGCCUUGUGGCUCAUCUCAGCUA
Nicotiana tabacum (common tobacco) is the source of this 2650-nucleotide messenger RNA. The record is from RefSeq and is a predicted model, not a curated record. Lineage: Eukaryota; Viridiplantae; Streptophyta; Magnoliopsida; Solanales; Solanaceae.